CCCAUUUUCCAACCUCUCAUUCAGAUUGGGAUAGUCGACAUUAAGUAUCAGGAGUAUGGAACUCGUUGUGAACGCCACGCAUUGCUUGUUUGGAUUGAGCGAAGCAUAUCAGGACGAUUUUGCCGCCGGGAACAAUGGACACUCUGCGUCAGACGAGCCAAAGCUGGAAUACGAACAGAUAAUCGUUGUUGACAGUACCGAUGGUCUGGGACCCAAUUCAUCGAGUGCUGCUGUGGACUCAAGGUUGAUCUUCGAUGCUUGGGAGACGUUCGUUCCAGACGGCGACUCCCUCUCCUUCAGAUGGUCUCAAUGGAUCGAGCCGUCGACGAACCAUUGAACGAUAGAAGAGAAUGUGGUCCAGUGGGGCUUCAACACGGAGUCCGGGAAACAAAGUUGUGUCUCUUUGGUCUCUCUCUCUCGUCUUCGACCGCGAAGGGAGGGCGGUUGUAAGUGAUAAGGAUGGUAGCCAGACCCUGCAUCUGACUCUGCAGGUGGCUGAUCCGGAGACUCCACCGCUAACGAGCUAUACAGCGAUUCAGGUCUGCAUCUAAGGGCAUAGCUACAUGAAAUGAUGGGUUCCGAG
Messenger RNA from Aspergillus brunneoviolaceus CBS 621.78, 583 nucleotides. RefSeq lists its product as uncharacterized. Bases 56 to 337 code for a protein of 93 amino acids. Lineage: Eukaryota; Fungi; Ascomycota; Eurotiomycetes; Eurotiales; Aspergillaceae. The record is from RefSeq and is a predicted model, not a curated record. The transcript has a single exon.